AUGUCAGUUUCGGGAAACCAAGCAGCCCAAAAUUAUCCAUCGUCUUCUAUUAUAAAAAUUCCGAUUGAAGAGGAUUAUACAGCAAAGAAUAAGCAACAUGGCUCGACUGAAGCGCCAAAGCCGUCUUCUUCUGCAAUGGGUGGUCUUUGCAGUGGUCUCGAAGGAGUUGGCCUCAUUUUAAAAGGCCUCAUUUUAAAAGGCCUCAUCUUAAAAGGCUUCAUUUUAAAACAGUUUAAAAUGAGGCCUUUUAAAAUGAAGCCUUUUUAA
Molecule: messenger RNA, 267 nt
Organism: Oikopleura dioica
Lineage: Eukaryota; Metazoa; Chordata; Appendicularia; Copelata; Oikopleuridae
Source: the annotation of a GenBank genome assembly